UCAGAGAGAAAGACGCAGACUCGACGCAGAGAUUGAGAGAGAGAAACUCACAGUGGUCUCGAAGCUCAAUCUAUAGCAGUCCUGCCAGCGUAGCCAUGAUCCAUCUGAAGCAGCCUCUGGUGCUCUCGGCGCAGAGCGGCAAUGUUACCUCGCCUCUUUUCGCCGCCGCGGCGAGCAGCCAGCAGAGGCGAGCCCCCAGAGCCGGCGGCCGUCCGGUCAGGACGCGCAGGAUUAGCUGUGCGUCGACCGAGGAGGCCGUGGGCGUCUCCACGUCCGUGACGACCAAGGAGAGGAACCUUACGGUGACGGCCAUUGUGACCGCGCAGGCGGCACCGGCCUCCAUGUACAUCUCCCGCGGCCUCGACGACAUCCAGGACCUCUUCGGCAAGACGCUGCUCCUGGAGCUCGUAAGCUCCGAGCUCGACCCCAAGACGGGAAGUGAGAGGGAGAAAGUGAAGGCAUUCGCGCACAUGACGCUGACACAAGGGACGUACGAGGCAAAGAUCUCGGUGCCGGCGUCAUUCGGGCCGGUGGGCGCGGUGCUGGUGGAGAACGAGCACCACAGGGAGAUGUUCCUCAAGGACAUCAAGCUCAUCACCGGCGGCGACGAGAGCACCGCCACCACCUUCCACAUCGACUCCUGGGUGCACUCCAAGUUCGACAACCCCGAACCGCGCGUCUUCUUCUCCGUCAGGUCGUACCUGCCGUCUCAGACGCCGCCGGGAAUCGAGGCGCUGAGGAAGAAGGAGCUGGAGACGCUGCGCGGGGACGGGCAAGGCGAGCGCAAGUUUCACGACCGCGUCUACGACUACGACACCUACAACGACCUCGGCGACCCUGACACGAACAUCCAGCACAGACGCCCCGUGCUCGGCAGCAAGGAGUACCCCUACCCUCGCCGGUGCCGCACCGGUCGCCCCAUGACCACCAUCGACCCAAAGACGGAGAAGAGGAGCUCGACGGUGUACGUGCCGCGUGACGAGCAGUUCUCGGGCAUUAAAGGGCUGACAUUCAGCGCGACGACGUUGCGGACGGGAUUGCAUGCCAUCCUGCCGGCGCUAGCUCCGCUGAUAAAAAAGUCAGAGAACUUCCCGCACUUCCCGUCCAUCGACGACCUCUACAGCGAUGGCAUCCCGCUCCCCGCCGACGCCGGCGCCUCCUUGCACAUCAUCAGAGACGUCAUCCCCCGAGUCGUCCAGAUGAUCGAGAACACCACCGAGCACGUCCUCCGCUUCGAGGUUCCCCACAUGGUCGAGAGGGACAGGUUCUCGUGGUUCAGAGACGAGGAGUUCGCGAGGCAGACGCUCGCGGGGCUCAACCCUAUCUGCAUCCGCCUUCUCACGGAAUUCCCCAUCGUGAGCAAGCUCGACCCUGCGGUGUACGGCCCGCCGGAGUCGGCGCUGACCAGGGAGCUCCUCGAGAAGAUGAUGAACGGUCUCAUGACGGUGGACGAGGCGCUGGAGAGUAAGCGGCUGUUCAUGCUGGACUACCACGACGUGUUCCUUCCGUACGUUCACAAGGUGCGCGAGCUGCCGGACAGGACGCUGUACGGGUCCCGCACCGUCUUCUUCCUCGGCGACGAGGGAACGCUGAUGCCGCUGGCCAUCGAGCUGACACGGCCGCAGUCGCCGACCAAGCCGCAGUGGAAGCGCGCCUUCACGAGCGGGAACGACGCCACCCAGUCGUGGCUGUGGAAGCUGGCCAAGGCGCACGUGCUCACCCACGACACCGGCUACCACCAGCUCGUCAGCCACUGGCUGCGCACGCACGCCUGCGUCGAGCCCUACAUCAUCGCCACCAACCGGCAGCUCAGCCGGAUGCACCCGGUGUACCGUCUCCUGCACCCGCAUUUCCGCUACACCAUGGAGAUCAACGCGCUAGCCAGAGAAAGCCUCAUCAACGCGGACGGCAUCAUCGAGGACGCAUUCUGGCCGGGGAAGUACUCUGUCGAGCUCAGCUCCGUCGCCUACGGCGCGACCUGGCAGUUCAAUACGGAGGCGCUGCCGGAGGACCUCGUCAGCCGGGGACUCGCCAUGCGCCGGGAGGACGGUGAGCUUGAGCUCACCAUCAAGGACUACCCGUACGCCAAUGACGGGCUCCAGAUCUGGGACUGUAUCAAGCAGUGGGCGACCGAUUACGUAAAUAUCUACUAUAAGUCCGAUGAGGACAUCAUUGGCGACCAGGAGCUUCAGGCAUGGUGGGAGGAGGUGCGUACCAAGGGGCACGCGGACAAGAAGGACGAGCCGUGGUGGCCGGUGUGCGACUCUAAGGACAACCUCGUCCAGAUUCUGAACACCAUCAUGUGGGUCACAUCCGGCCACCACGCCGCCGUCAAUUUUGGGCAAUACCAUUAUGCUGGGUACUUCCCCAACCGCCCCACUGUGGUGCGGACGAACAUCCCGGUGGAGGAGAGCCGGGAAGACGAGAUGAAGAAGUUCUUGGCCAGGCCGGAGGAGGUUCUGCUGCAUAGCUUCCCAUCCCAAAUGCAGGCCAUCAAGGUGAUGGCGACGCUGGACAUUCUCUCCUCACACUCGCCCGACGAGGAGUACAUGGGAGAGUACGGCGAGCCAGCGUGGAUGGCCGAGCCCAUGGUGAAGGCCGCAUUUGAGAAGUUCAGCGGCAGGCUCAAGGAAGUGGAGGGAUCCAUCGACGAGCAAAACAACAACCCAGAGAACAAGAACAGGUGCGGCGCUGGCAUCGUGCCAUACGAGCUGCUCAAACCAUUCUCAGAGCCAGGGGUCACUGGGAUGGGCAUCCCUUACAGCAUCUCCAUCUGAUUCUGUACGUGACACAGGCAGGGAAGGGUAUGUACUAGUGUGUUUCGGCUAUUAGAAUACCGUGAGUUGAUUCUAAUACUAUUGCAACGAGAAACUCGUACUAAUUAUAGCA
Lolium perenne is the source of this 2889-nucleotide messenger RNA. Its product is annotated as lipoxygenase 2.3, chloroplastic. Lineage: Eukaryota; Viridiplantae; Streptophyta; Magnoliopsida; Poales; Poaceae. Gene Ontology annotation, molecular function: protein binding; metal ion binding; oxidoreductase activity, acting on single donors with incorporation of molecular oxygen, incorporation of two atoms of oxygen. The record is from RefSeq and is a predicted model, not a curated record. Gene Ontology annotation, biological process: lipid oxidation.